This is a messenger RNA of Nicotiana attenuata, 1624 nucleotides long. Its product is annotated as F-box/FBD/LRR-repeat protein At1g13570. Lineage: Eukaryota; Viridiplantae; Streptophyta; Magnoliopsida; Solanales; Solanaceae. The transcript has 4 exons. The record is from RefSeq and is a predicted model, not a curated record. The coding region runs from base 188 to 1456 and encodes 422 amino acids. Gene Ontology annotation, molecular function: protein binding.
CAGACUUUAGAGAAACAUCAACUUGUCACGCAUUCGCAGACACCCCCGCAUGUAAUACGUAUCAUUUUUCUGUCUCCUGUCUUGUUCGACCGAUGUACCGAUCAGAAACCUAACAGAAUCAGCUGUCCGAAAAAUUCAAAAGUCCCUUCAAAUUCAAUCCCAGAUAUUAUUCAACUGAAGUUGAUGAAUGGACACUGAUUCGGGUAGAGAUUUAAUAAGUGAUUUGCCCCAAAGUAUCAUAGAAACCAUCCUCAUAAAACUUCCAUUACUAGAUGCUGUAAGGACAAGCGUAUUGUCAAGGAAAUGGAGAUACAAGUGGGCAACCAUUACGGAGCUUGUUUUUAAUGACACAUGUCUGAUUCCUUGCCAGGACAAAGCAAUUAUCAGUUGCAAUCUUGUAAAUUUCAUUACUCGUUGUCUGUUUCUUCAUGACGGACCAAUUCACAAAUUUGAAUUGAAUACUUCCUACUCACCAACUUCUCCUGAUUUAGAUCAAUGGCUACUUUUCCUUUCGCGUAAAAAUAUUAAAGAGUUGAUUAUUGAUAUAGGAGAAGAUGACUGGUUUAGAGCACCUUCUUGUCUGUUCUUUUGUCCGAAGUUGACUCAUUUGGUGCUUGUUCGAUGUGAAUUAAACCCUCCUCCAAAUUUCAAAGGCUUCUUGUCUUUGAAGCACCUUAGCCUGCAGCAAGUUAUCAUUCCUCCACAUGAUAUUGAAGGUCUGAUCUCGAGUUGCCCUCUUCUUGAGAGCUUGACUUUGUCAUAUUUUGACAGUUUGGAGCUUACUAUUCGAGCUCCAAAUCUCAAAUAUUUGAAUUUGGAAGGUGAAUUUAAGGAUAUACGCCUUGAGAACACCCCACAUUUGAUCGGCAUUUCAGUUGCUAUGUAUAUGACUGAUGAUAUAGCUGAGCACUUUGAACAAAGCUCAGGUUGCAAUUUUGACAAGUUUCUUGGUUGUGUUCCUCGCCUUGAGAGGCUUAUUGGCCAUAUUUACUUCACUAAAUAUUUGAGUAUAGGUAAUGAGCAAGGAAGCUUUCCCGUUAUGUAUCAAAAUCUGAAGUUCAUUGAACUGUACCAAGUUAGUUUUGAAGACAUGAAAGAGUUACUUGUUGUGCUUCGCUUGAUUGUGAGCUCCCCUAAUCUAGAAGAGCUUCAGAUAUCAAGUUCCUCAAUCACAACUACAACUGAUAUUUAUGAUCUGGACUUUUGGGAGAAAGACUGGCCUGCUGACUGUACUUUCGGUAAACUGAAGAUUGUCCAGAUGUCUGAUUUCUCUGGUCUGCCGCAUGAAAUAGCAUUUAUCAAAUUCUUACUUGGACAUUCGCCUGUGCUUGAACAAAUGAUUGUUGCUCCUACUAUAUAUGUCACGGAUAAAGUGGUGAAAAUGUUGAUUGAUUUGUUAACUUUUCGACGGGCUUCUCCUUUAGCUACAGUCAAAUUUGUUCAAGAGCCAUUAUAGGUUCAUGUACAAGAUGUAUGUUCUUUCCCUCUUUGUUGCUCUAUUCCUUUCUUUUUCCCCCUAUAGCAAAGAAAAUUGAUCUGGAAGUCUUUACCAGAACCAGUAGCAUGAUAUGUGUAGUUCACAACUUUUUUCUUUAUGGAUAUCAUACUAGAUAUUUUGAUUAUU